AUGGAGAGCCUCAAGCCUACGGAUACGCUCGCUGCGCAAACUCUGACCCUAGAUCUGGAAAUGAUUGUUCAGAUUUGUAACACAAUGAUGGAGUACUACGAAACGUAUGAGAAUCUGAGGCCGACGUCCUGGACCUUGGUCAUGGACUUGUUGAAACCGGAGCUCAAGCCUCGCGAAGAGGUCUAUUAUCCUCAGGGAAAAUUCAAAUAUUUCUCGGUCAGCAGCCUGCUCGGUGUUGGCGGGUUUGGUGCUGUCUAUAAGGCCUACUUCGGAAACAUCCUGUGCUGUUUGAAAUUCGUGCCCCCACAUAUGAUGCCCUCUAUGAAGCACGCACUUGCGGACAAACAAGUUGCGAGUAUGAUCAAUCACCCUUGUUUGGUGAAGUACUUCACGACGUUCAUGACUAACGACGCCUUCGUCACCUGCAUGGAAUAUAUCCAGGGUACAGAUCUUACGAAAUUACUCAAGGAAGCUGGCUACGGUCUCCCUUCAGGAUUAGUGCGACUGAUCGCUUCGCAGUUGGGUCUCGCUGUGCAGCACCUUCAUUUCAAGGGUUUCAUCCACCGCGACAUCAAGCCGGACAACAUUAUGAUUCUCUGUGGUGGUCGCAUUAAACUCAUUGACUUCGACACCUGCAAAGUAUCGAUGGGAAAAUACUCAAGAAAAUACAUGCCAACAUUCAAUGAGAAAACCGGUUUCGAAUUCUCGACGAGCGAAGUGGCCGGCACACUGAACUACAUGCCUCCUGAAGCUUUCCAUGAGACUGGUCUAGGUAGAUCCACUGACUGGUGGGCUAUCGGUGUCGUGACCUAUGAAAUUGCGACCGGCUCUCAACCUUUCCGGGGCUUCACCGAGGAACAAGUACGACCUCAGAUCGUGAGAGCGAGGUACUCUUGGCCCGCGACCCGAUACUGGAAUCAGUAUCUGGUGCAAUUCGUUGCAGAUUGUCUCACGGUUGACCCGACCGCCAGAUUAUGCUCUGCGAGGUACUCAGACUUCCAGAGCCACCCUUAUUUUGACGGGAUUGAUUUCCACUCGGUGGAAACAGCUCCGGUUCUGUACGACUUUCCUUUGAUCGACGAAGUUAUCGGUCGGACGCCCGCUCAUUUGACGGACGGAAUCGUGUAUAACUCGCCUCAGAGUGAAUGCAAGAGAUUGCGUCUAUUCCCGCAAAUGGACUUCCAGGAUCUCGAGGAUCAGGAUGGCAUCUAUUGUUAUUCGUCGCCCGGCUUCAUCCGAUGCAUCGAGGCCUAUUGUAGGAAUGAAGUGCCCACCUACGAAGAUAUUUAUGAGGAUCAGGAGUUCCUGGAUGUCGAGGACGAUUACAGCGUCCCGUAUGUUUUCGUGAAUUUGCUCGCUGAGUCUAAGGCCGAUAGCAAGAGGCCUUCCAUCGCACUGAGUCCCGAGGACGCACUGUCGGGAAAACCCGCCGUCAUUACGAAGAAAUUUGGCUCGUUCGUCAAGAAGACGAUCGUCAAAGACAAGGGACCUAAACUCUCUAGAGCUGCUGCCCGAACAAGCCGCGCCGCUAAGAAGUUGUCGCCACCGACAAGUGACCGUCAAGAGCAGCUGAGAAAACUCAAGACCGUCGAAGGGGCUACCAUUCUUAUUGUGCCUGAAUGA
This is a messenger RNA of Galendromus occidentalis (western predatory mite), 1623 nucleotides long. Its product is annotated as serine/threonine-protein kinase KIPK2-like. The transcript has 11 exons. Gene Ontology annotation, biological process: protein phosphorylation. NCBI's taxonomy places the organism in Eukaryota, Metazoa, Arthropoda, Arachnida, Mesostigmata, Phytoseiidae. Gene Ontology annotation, molecular function: ATP binding; protein kinase activity. The coding region runs from base 1 to 1623 and encodes 540 amino acids. The record is from RefSeq and is a predicted model, not a curated record.